AUGCAAGUGAAAAACAAAGUGAAACUCAAAGAUAAGAAUGUUGCAGUAACCUUAAUUCCUGAAGAUUCAGAAGAUUUAUGGUACUUAUUCAACUUAAUUAAAAAGGGAGAUACAGUUCAAUUAUUAACUCAUCGAAAUGUUAAAAAGGGUAAUCAAAAUCAAAUAACAAAAGGUAAAUCCAAAAUGGAGAAAAUUUUAUUAAAAUUAAGAUUAGUUGUUGAAGAUAUUGAUUAUAUUGCUAGUGAUUUGACAAUGCGUAUAAAUGGGAAAUCUUUAUUACAACAAGAAUAUGUACCUUUAAAUAGUUAUCAUACUGCAGAAAUUGAAAUAAAUAAAGAAGUAAGUAUAGUGAAAUCAAGUUGGGAUGAAUAUGAUAUGACUUUAUUAGAUGAACUUUGUUCAAUUGAGAAAAAAGCAGAUAUUGGAGCAGUAAUUUUUCAAGAAGGUGUAGCUCAUUUAUGUUAUGUAACUGAUCAAAUGACUGUAUUACAAUCAAAAAUUGAAAAAUCAAUACCGAGAAAGAAUAAAGAUUAUGGAACGAAAGAUCUAGAUAAAGCAAUGACUUCAUUUUAUAAUAUGAUUAUUCAAGGUAUAAUACGUCAUUUUGAUUUUAAUAAAUUAAAAGUUGUAAUAUUAGCAUCUCCUGGAUUUUUAGCUAAAACAUUAUAUGAAAAAUUAAUUCAAGAAUGUAUUGCAAUGCAAAAUUCAUCUACUAAAGAAUCUAAGAUUUUCCAAUCAAUAUUAAAUAAUAAAAAUAAAAUACUAGUGACUCAUUCAUCUACUGGAUAUUUACAAGGGUUAGAAGAAAUACUAAAUGAUAAACAACUGUCUAAAAAAUUAGCAGAUACAAAAUUUUUAGAAGAAAGUGAAGCAUUAACAAAGUUUCAAAAAGCAUUAAAUGAUGACGAUGAUAGAGCAUGGUAUGGUAAAGAAGAAAUUAUAAAAGCAUUAAAUAUGGAUGCAGUAAGAUAUCUAAUGAUAUCUGAUGAACUUUUCAGAUCAGAUGAUAUAGAAACAAGAAGAGAGUAUAUUAAUUUGGUUGAACAAGCUAAGCGAAUGAAUGCAAAAGUUUACAUAUUUUCAAGUUUACACGAACUGGGGAUUCAAUUAAAUCAAUUAACUGGUAUAGCGGCGUUACUAAAAUAUCCAGUUCCUGACUUAGAUGAAUCAGAUGAAGAAUAA
Lodderomyces pseudojiufengensis is the source of this 1182-nucleotide messenger RNA. RefSeq names its product ribosome dissociation factor. The record is from RefSeq and is a predicted model, not a curated record. Gene Ontology annotation, cellular component: cytoplasm. Gene Ontology annotation, biological process: ribosome disassembly; nuclear-transcribed mRNA catabolic process, no-go decay; nonfunctional rRNA decay. The transcript has a single exon. Bases 1 to 1182 code for a protein of 393 amino acids. NCBI's taxonomy places the organism in Eukaryota, Fungi, Ascomycota, Pichiomycetes, Serinales, Debaryomycetaceae.